UAAGCUUCCAAGCUAGGAUCAUCCUGUUCUCUGUUCCUCGAUUGCGAAACUGGAUUUUACGUUGCAGGAUAUGAAGUCAAAUGAAUUUCAGAAUGGAAAAUGCUACGAACAUGCCAGACGUCUCAAUGCCCGGCUUGAAAUACAUGAGCUCAAUCUCCUCCAAACCUUACCAGGGGCCGAAUGGAACCGUUUCGUGGUUUGAAGCUACUCAGGAACAUCGCCAGGAACAAAUGGAUGGCCGUGGUAGCAACUUUCUUCAUCAUGGCUACCGCUGGAGCAACUUACAGCUUUGGGCUCUAUUCCCAGAAAAUGAAGACUACACUCGGUUACAGCCAGAAAACCAUCAGCACGAUUGCUCUCUUCAAAGAUCUCGGUGCCAAGGUUGGUCUCGUGUCCGGACUGAUAUAUGAUGUUACGGGGCCGUGGGUCGUACUGGGAAUGGGUGCUGUGCUCAACACUCUCGGCUUCCUCAUGAUCUGGCUAGCUCUUACUCGAAGGAUAUCGGCUCCACAGAUCUGGCAAAUGUGCCUCUACAUCUUCCUCGGGACAAACUCUCAGUCGUUCACCAACACCGGAGUGGUGGUCACCUGCGUCAAGAACUUCCCAAACAACAGAGGCUUUCUCAUCGGGCUGCUCAAAGGGUUCGUGGGACUGAGUGGAGCGAUCCUCACCAUGGCAUACGAAGCCAUCUACGGGACAAAGGAUCCAGCAAACUUCGUCCUCCUGCUUACAUGGCUUCCUCCCAGCGUCUGCCUCCUCUUUAUGUUCUUCGUGAGGAGAACGACACCCAGCGGCGAAGACCAGGCACGGGUCGAGAAGAGAAUCGCGUACGUGUUCUUCGUCAUUUCCGUGUCGCUGGCGAUGUACCUUAUGGUGAUCAUCAUCGUCAAGAACCUGGACGGGGUGGUCAUUCCUCGCUGGGUGAUCCAGCUGCUGGCCGUAGUUAUGCUGGUCAUCAUUCUUUUGCCACUGGGAGUGGUGCUCAAGCAGGAGCUCCAAGGGUGGAAAGGAGGUACAGUCGCUCAAGAACAGCAUCCAGAUUACGUCCGAACAGAUGAACAACAGCAAGAGCAACGACAGGGCAAAGAACUGGAAGAAGUUCCUGCAAAAGGACUGGAAGAAGGUCCCUCAGAAGUGGAAAAUCUAGUCGACAAGAGGAAGAAUUGGAGUUUGCGGAGAAUUGUUCAUGCCAUCUUGACCAGGCCUCCCAGGGGUGAAGACUACACCAUACCCGAGGGGAUUUUCAGCAUCGACAUGCUUCUCAUCUUCGUCUGCACGACCUGUGGCUUUGGAACGGGCUUAGCAGUCUAUGACAACCUCGGACAGAUUGGUGACUCUCUUCGUUACUCCCACGAACAAGUCGGGACUUUCGUCCAGCUCCUAAGCAUCUGGAACUUCCUCGGCCGUGUGACCAUCGGCCUCGUCUCGGACAUUUUCCUCCAAAAGUUCCAGGUACCUCGUCCGUUCUUCUUCGCUCUGACUCUCGGCCUCUCAGCGCUCGGCCAGCUCUUCCUGGCUCUCAACUUCAAGUCGGCGCUGUUCAUGUCCUCGAUCCUGAUUGGCUUCGGCUACGGAGCCCAGCUUGUGCUCAUGUACAUCCUCACCUCGGAGUUUUUCGGGCUCAAGUACUACGGGACUCUCUACAACGUUUGCAACAUGGCCAGCCCUCUCGGGAGCUACGUGUUCUCGGUGAAGAUUGCGGGGGAGCUGUACGACAAGGAGGCUCUCAAGCAGCAAAACUCUGGAGGAGACCACCAUGGCCUCCUCUGCUAUGGAGCUCGCUGCUACAGGCGCUCCUUCAUCAUCUCCACCGCUACUUGUGUUUUUGGCGUGCUCGUAGCGCUCGGUCUCACGCUGCGGACUCGGAAGUUUUGCAAGGAACUGGCUCUCAAACUCAGGAAAAGAAGAUAGGAAGGAAUUCUCCGUACGAAGCUGUACGGAUAUAACAAACGGAAAGCGAUAUUCUAUUUCUGGUACGGGUAUGUACGGACGAUAAUUGUAAAUAUGAACAGGGUUCGAAUCUGGCGGUGGGAACUAA
Selaginella moellendorffii is the source of this 2038-nucleotide messenger RNA. Its product is annotated as protein NUCLEAR FUSION DEFECTIVE 4-like. The transcript is spliced from 2 exons. The coding region runs from base 181 to 1911 and encodes 576 amino acids. Gene Ontology annotation, cellular component: membrane. NCBI's taxonomy places the organism in Eukaryota, Viridiplantae, Streptophyta, Lycopodiopsida, Selaginellales, Selaginellaceae. The record is from RefSeq and is a predicted model, not a curated record.